Molecule: messenger RNA, 881 nt
Organism: Lathyrus oleraceus (garden pea)
Lineage: Eukaryota; Viridiplantae; Streptophyta; Magnoliopsida; Fabales; Fabaceae
Product: dehydration-responsive element-binding protein 1E
Exons: 1
Coding region: 143-766 (207 amino acids)
Biological process (GO): regulation of DNA-templated transcription
Molecular function (GO): DNA-binding transcription factor activity; DNA binding
Source: RefSeq, a predicted model, not a curated record
CACACUUACAAAUACUCUCACACUGUUGAUACCUUAAACCAUGUUUUCCUAUAUAUAUAACACACAUUACUCUUCAGUUUCUUAACACUAACUCUAUCAUCACUUCCCUUUUUCUCUCUCAAAACCUUCUAAACACUUCAAUAUGUUGAACAUCUCUUCAAAUUCACACACCAUUUCCUCAAAAGCUUCCUACGGGGAGGUCCGGUUAGCGUCGAGUUGCCCGAAGAAGCGGGCAGGGAGGAAGAUAUUCAAGGAAACCCGCCACCCGGUGUAUAGAGGUGUGAGGAAGAGGAAUUUAGAUAAGUGGGUUUGUGAAAUGAGAGAGCCCAACAAGAAGACUAGAAUUUGGCUAGGGACUUUUCCAACCGCCGAGAUGGCCGCCCGAGCCCACGAUGUUGCAGCAAUGGCAUUGAGAGGCCGCUACGCCUGUCUCAAUUUCGCAGACUCCGUGUGGCGACUCCCUAUUCCGGCAACCUCGGAUACAAAAGAUAUACAAAAAGCGGCGACAGAAGCCGCCGAGGCUUUCAGACCAGACAAGAUUGUAAUGACUAAGGACAUUGAUACAGUUGUAGCAAUCGUCGCCACAGAGAAGCUGAGUAUGUUUUGUAUGGAAGUGGAAGAAGAGGAGGAAGGGUUGAAUAUGCCAGAGUUAUGGAGGAAUAUGGCUCUAAUGUCCCCUACACAUAGUUUUGAGUAUCAUGAUGAGUAUGAACAUAUUGAUGUACAAGACUAUCGAGAUGAAGAGAUAUCACUAUGGAGCUUUUAAAUUUGAUGUGUUUGGUUCAGUUUUUGUGUAGAUUGUAAAAUUGAAAAGGAUUAUGUUUUUGUAUUCUUUUCUGUAAAUAAGAAAAGAGAAUAUACAAUUUUGGAAUGUUAAAAUA